CAUUUUUCGAGUUAUAACUCUGAAGGACGAGAAAGCAAAAAUAACUUUCGUUGUUCGUUGUUUCCAGUGAACUCGUCGAUCAACAUUUAGAAAAAAUGGCAGCCACUCAAUCAACCAUUACCACUGCUGCUGCUUCAGAUAAUCAAGAUUUCAGAUCAAGUACAAGAACCGCCACUGCUAAUCUGGACGUUGUUACACCACUUUUAAACGAACUUCAAAAUUUGAAUUUAGUGAAAGAAGAGCAGCUAUUUUGGGAUCAUUUUAUUAAAAAUGCAACUUCGUCUGAGGAACGUAUUCACUUAUUAAAAAAAUUUGUAGUAUCACAGCAAUAUCCACAGAAUGAACGUGGCAUCCCUCAUGCUUUGCGUCGUUGUAUUUGGCAAGCACUUGCUCAAUCUUCUUCUGCAUGCCAUACUUCUCUUUCCUAUCAGCAAUUACUAUUGGAUUCUCUGGUCAUUGCCGAUGAAAAAAUUAUGAAUCAUGAUAUGAAAGCUCUCCAUUUGUCUGUCAAUCAACAUAAUGCAGUUAUGCGUGUUUUGAAAGCUUACUAUGUUUAUGAUAAAACGGUUGGUUAUAGUCGUGGUAUGGCUUAUGUAGCGCAUCCUUUGCUCAGUGUGAUGCCAGAAAAUGAGGCAUUCAGUGUGUUUGUCAGGUUGAUGGAAGUGCAUCAAAUACGUUCUUUGUUCCUAUCAUCCAGUACAGAUGGUAUUGAAGCUCACUUGCGUCAAUUUCAACAACUUUUGGCUCAAUUAUGCCCUGAUUUGAAUAGCCAUUUUACAAAACUCUCGAUCUACCCUUCAAUGUAUGCAUCUGAAUGGUUCUUGGGACUUUGUGCAACCGUCGUUUCCGAUCGUCAGAUUAUUCCACGUUUGUACGAUAUUGCUUUACUGGAAGGUGCUCUUGAAACAGUAUAUCGUGUUGGUUUAACGCUACUGUUGAAGAAUCGGUCAAUACUUCUCAAAUUGAAUGAAGCGAAGAAAAUCACUAAUUACUUAGCAUCUGAUAAGCCCUACAAGGCGAUCUAUGAACAUGAUCUGUACGGAUAUCAGUUUAUAAGUGAUAUUCUCUCUCUCAGUAGUUUCGUCGCCAAAAACUUGUCUUCCUCUUCAUUUUAUUCUUUGCCGAAAUCGCAAAAAGUUGAAGGAUUAAAGGGCCAACAAAUGAUUCCAACCACUACCAGCAUAACUUCCGUAAACAUAAAACCAGAAUCUACGGUUUUAGAAAUUGCAAGUAACUCCACUGUUCCAGAGAGCAUUGAUAGCGGUCUUUCCUGGAAGCAUGUAGCGGUUCAAACAUCUGUAUUACCGGCCGGUCAUUCUGCGCAAAAUACUGUUACAGCUACUAGUUCUAAUUAUUACAAACAAUUGCAGGAUAUGUUAUCAGCUAUGGCUCAGUUGAAACAUGAAAAUUCAAACUUAGUCGAAGAAAAUAUGGCACUCAAAAUGUGUGAAUUAAAGAGUGAAGCUGCUCAAACAAAGCUUGCGAAACGAAACGCUGUGCUAGAGAAGAGAGUCAAGAAAUAUAAAGUAAAAUUAGCCAAUGCCAGUAUGAGCAACAACAUUCAAAAUACCACAGAAGAAUCCAAUACUACGGCAGCAAUGGCAGCAAUCACAUCUACGGCAGCAGGAAUAAGCACAACAUCUUCUGAGUCCAAGCAGAAACAUCAGUAUUCUUCAUUUGUUGAUACACUACGUGAAACAGGUGAAUUCGGUGCUUUAGUUGCGGGCGCUUUGGUUCCUUCUUUAGAAUCACCUAUCAAAGCAGCAGAAAAAGAAGAAGGUGCAGUUAAUGGAGGCGUAAUGCAGCGUCAACACUUUUCAAGCACCUCUGAAGAGGAAGAAGAAGAGGAAGAGAAUGACGGAGAGGAUGGCAUGAAUAAAACUAACAGCAAGAAAUUGGAAUCAGCUACUACCGCAUUACAAAAUGUAACCUCUGAGUUAGUUGCUGUCAAACUAGAACAUUUUGAACUGAAGCAACGUUUUGAUUCACUUGUUCAGCAAAAUCAACAAUUGAAUGGACAAAUACAAUCCAUGCAGACGUCUCAAACUAACCUAGUGCAGAAGAUUAUUUAUUUGGAAAGUGAAUUAGAAGACGUUCAGACAGAACGUGAUCAGAUCUAUGGAGACCAAGAAGAAGUACACGCAAUGGCUAUGGUAGCAAAAAAAACAGCGGCUGAAUUGCAAAUGGAAAAACUCGCUUUAGCAAAGGAGGUCGAAAGAUUAGAAGCCAAUGUUAAGGCACUGGAGGAGGAAAAGAGGAACUUUUUUAUGCCUCGUGAAUCGUUCACAGAAGAAGUGUUUGCUGCUCAUUCUAUUCUCUUUGGUGGUGCCAAAAAGCAACAGUCAAUACAGCAACAGAAAGAUAUUACAAGACGUCAUACUUUACAGCUUGGCAAGAGCAGUAAUCAUAUCGUUGAAAACGAUGAAUUUAAGGAUAAAUACAUUGAGAGUGAACUUCGUUGCCGAGAGCUCGAAAAGUACCUUGCAGAAACAAAGGUAAAACUGGCAGAGUACGAAUCUUCUCUGGUUGUUGGGAGCCGUUGUACUAGUCCACGAGGUUCUUUGCAACAGCAUCGUCGCGCUUCUUCCUCUAUUGGCGGGGCUUACCACAAUAAUUCCAAGCGUCAUUCGGCUGCUUCAUUGUCCAUGUUGGCGAAUAGAGGGAGUACACCUACAUCACCCAGUAGCAGCAGAGCCGAAGAUCGCCGGGAAUCAACAGAGAGCUAUGCGUCUUCCAUCACUUCUAUGACUUCAUUGAAUAGCAGCAAUUGUAAUAGUAAAAGAUCGAGUGUUUAUUCCAGAAUAUGGAACGCGUUCGGCUCACCCACAACACCAUUAAUUCCCGCUGCUACAAUGCAAAGUAAGCACGAAGUUAUGUGUGAAGAGCCUCAAAUACUUGAACAGCAAUAAAAGAAACACAUUGUACCCGCAAAAAAGUUCAAUAGUAAGGGAGUCAUUUUUUUUAUUCCAUACCCAACACUAUUAAUUCGUCACUUGAUACAUCUAAAGAACAAGAUUUUAUUGCUAACCUCCCACCUCCCGCCUCCCUACUGUUACCUAAUCAGAUUGAGAUUUUUAUAUAUAUACACAUCGAUAGCAUAUUCCUACCAGUCUAUAAAACAUUCCUUUUUGCUGCCAUUACCUUGUCCCUCAAUUUCGAGUAGAUAGCUCGCUUUAAGCAACAAGGCUUGAAUAGUAAGAAAAUAUUUUGACUUUUCCCCACAGCCAUACAUACAUAUAAUAAACUUGCUCAACAUAUUAAAUGAGAUCUAAUGGUACAGC
This is a messenger RNA of Mycotypha africana, 3281 nucleotides long. RefSeq names its product rab-GTPase-TBC domain-containing protein. The record is from RefSeq and is a predicted model, not a curated record. NCBI's taxonomy places the organism in Eukaryota, Fungi, Mucoromycota, Mucoromycetes, Mucorales, Mycotyphaceae. The transcript has 4 exons. Bases 96 to 2909 code for a protein of 937 amino acids.